Molecule: messenger RNA, 2435 nt
Organism: Archocentrus centrarchus (flier cichlid)
Lineage: Eukaryota; Metazoa; Chordata; Actinopteri; Cichliformes; Cichlidae
Product: rap1 GTPase-GDP dissociation stimulator 1
Exons: 14
Coding region: 208-1890 (560 amino acids)
Biological process (GO): positive regulation of GTPase activity
Molecular function (GO): protein binding; guanyl-nucleotide exchange factor activity
Source: RefSeq, a predicted model, not a curated record
AUUAGGGGAGUAAGAGCAAGGGGAGAAAAACAGACAGACAAAGUGAGAGGCGGGGUACACCUGACCUGAAGAAGGGAGGGCUGCUUCCCUGCUAGCCACAUCCCUGCUACACACAUACAUAUAUUCCAAAUCAUACAUACACGCGCCCACAGUGCUAGCAGGCAGAGGCAGUGAGCCAGCCAGCAGAGAGCCUGCCAACCAGCAGCCAUGACAGACACUGACUCUCUGAGUGAGGCACUGAAGGCUCUCAGUGUGAGCACAGAGCUGAUUGAUGAAGAGCUCAAGCCUCAUUUGGAUACAGUGCUGGGUGCACUGCUGGAAAAGAAGAAAGAUGCUGCUACUGACAUUGCCAGAAGUGGGAUUCUACCCACACUGGCUCAGGCCUUACAGAGGAAAAGCAGCCUGAACUGCCAGGUGGCUUUGGUGGUGGCAGAAAUGGCCCGAGAAGCUGCAGUGAGGGAGCCAUGCAUCGAGGCAGGCCUGGUGAAGGUGCUGGUACCCCAUCUGAACAGCGAUAACCAGGAAAUGCUGCUGAACUCUGGCAGGGCCAUUGGGCGCAUCUGCUUUGACAACUCACACCAGCAGGACCAGCUGGUCCAGUGUGGUGUGAUCCCCAGGCUCGUUUCCAUAAUGAGGAAGUAUCCGCAGAACGAUCCACUGGUCAAUGUUUGUCUGCUGGCCUUGUGUAACCUGGCAGACAUGGACUCUGCAAGGGAGGCCCUGGCUGAGCAGAAGGUGGCAGAUGUGCUGACCUUUCAGCUGAAACAGGCUCCUGAUGCUGAGCGCCGACAUGUCAUUUUGGAAAUACUGGGCUCUCUGGGUGAAAGCGAUACACUGAAACUCCAGUUUGCAGAGUCAGGAGUACCAGAAGCUUUAUCAGAGAUGAUUCGGGGUCUGCAGGGAGGGUCUGACCCCCAUGACCUGUGCAGCAUCAAGAUCGCCUCCAACCUAAUAGUGUCCCUGCUUUUAGGAGAUGAGUCUAUGCAGAAGUGUUUUGGUGAAGGAUCAGGUCUGGUUUACCAGGACGUUCUGUCCUGGCUGCAGAGCUCCAACACCCAGCUGCAGCUCUCAGGAGCCCUCGCCAUCGCCAACUUCGCCAGAAAUGACAGUAACUGUGUGAAGAUGCUGGACCUCGGAGUUGUUCCUCACAUCCUGACACUGUUGGAGCAGCACGUAGACGAAGGAGACGUGUCUGUUCAACAUGCCGGACUAAGCGCACUCAGAAACCUCGCCAUUCCUGCCACCAACAAAGUGCAGAUGCUGGAGGAUGGGGUGACGGAGAGGAUAAAGACCCUGCUGCGCUCUGACAUGCCACCAGUUCAGUUCAAACUGCUGGGAACUCUGCGUAUGAUGGUGGAUGGACAAGAGGAAGCGGCCUUAGUGCUGGGGAGAGAUGCCGUCCUGCUGGAUCGGAUCAUGGAGUGGUGUGAGGCCAAAGACCACGCAGGAGUCCGAGGAGAAGCCAGUCGCCUUUUGGCUGCCCUCAUCAGACACAGUCGGAGCCCCGAAGUGGUCCGUGAAGUAGCCAGAGCCAAUGGAAUUCGGCAUCUUAUCUCUAUGGCAACAAGUGAGCAUGUCAUCAUGCAGAAUGAGGCCCUGGUUGCCCUGGCGAUCACCACAGCCAUUGACAUUGAGUCUAUGAAGGAUCCUUUUCGGGAGGCAGAGCUUUUACCCAUGCUGAAGAAGAUGUUGGAGGAUCCUGUGGGAGCGGUCGAGGUCAAGUUCAGUGCUUUAGGUCUCAUUUGCAGCCUGGCUAACUCCAGUGUAAUGAAGGAGGAGCUGAGCUCUGUGAAUAUGAAGGAAAGCAUCAGUAAACUGACAGAUCAUAGCAGCAGUAAACUCGCCUCCCAGGCCAGCUCCAUACUGACCGUUCUCAGUGACACCAACUAACCCAGCAUCCUGCAGCAACAGAGGACCUCAUCAGUUGUAUGGAUUUAUCCGGCUCGUUCAGUGACAUGUUUCAAUUAAAAAUAUAUUACUGCACAUAUAUUGCUAAAUAUUGAAUUGGCUUCUAAACUGUCACCUGUUUUGUAAAAAUUAAGAACCCUGUUUAGUGGUGGUGUGUGUAUGUUGCAUGUGUGGCAGACAGCAGAUUAUAGGGGCUUAUCAGUUAUGUGUGUUAUUUCCUCAUUUGAUAUGCUCUAAAGAAAAACACUCUGCACAAUCCAGACAUCAUCGUUUGUUAAGCUAAUUUUUUUCAUGUUUUCCUGUGAUCAGCAAUAAUCAGCACAGCCUUGGGUGUAUGUCCACCUCUGAUGGUAUCUUUGCAGAGUGUUCUGCUGCACAUUCAUGAACCAGAUAAGUCUGCAAGGCAUGUGCAUAUAGGACUCAAACACUCUCCAAACAGAAGGAAUAUCCAGAUAAAAUGUAUCCAGUCUCAGACAGUCACCAUGAUGGAAAAUAAAAUUCUCUGGAGAACAUACCUGUUAGGUGGA